AUGCCGGAAACUAUAUCGACGCAGCAAAGUCAUGGCAGCGUUGCUGAUAGUACUUCUAUUCGAUCGACCAAAUCAAACUCCAGCUUCUUUAAUGCUGCAAAGAGCAAGAGCAAGCUAAACCUGUCACGGCUUUUUAGGGGGAGCGGCGGUGCCAGUGGGCACCCGCAGCACAGCAGCGGGCGUGGGCAGAGUGGUCUUGGGCAGCAGACGGGAUCUACGCACGUGGGCGGAACGGACAAGCUGCAACUGGAUACGCUGCUUUCUCCGCGACCCAGCAACUGGUCAUCACAGUCGGGCGCUCAAGAUGGACUGCCGAACUUCCCGUCGUCGCCGUCUCUAUCGACGAUGACCAGCCGGGGGGUUCAUGGAAUUCCCAUGUUUGGGGACGCUAAGAAGGGCGAGGUGCAGCUACUGUAUAAUCCGGGUGAUCAGGAGGCGCAACACAAAUUGGAAAAGUCGCCCGGCGCCUACUCGGCGACUACUCUUGACACGUCACCUCAUCCGAAUCAGCAUUUGACUCAGUACUUGCAGAGUCAGAUUGAGUCCAUCCGUGAUAAGGAAGCGCAGCGGCAUCAGUUGACGCCGCCGCCAGCAAAGGAACCUAGCCAGAUUAAGAAGUCAUUGCGUUUGAAGCGCUUUUUAAAGUUCCCCAGUUCCAGCAAACAAGAAGACAAGACCCCACCGCCACAGCAAACUGUUAUACCGGCAACAGCAGUUAUAACUGAUCGUGAAACGAUACAGAUGACUCUUUAUGGGUCGGACGAUGCACAUGCGUUAAUCAAGAAGUUUGGGAUCCCUGGCAAAGUUCUGGGAGAGGGUGUUUCUGGGUCUGUGUCUGUCAUCAAGUCGACUGACGGGCAGCUUUUCGCUGUGAAACGGUUUAGACCCCGGGCACCGCGCGAGACAUUGAAGGAGUACUCGCGUAAAGUGACUUCCGAAUUUUGCACGGGAUCCACUUUACGUCAUCAGAAUAUUAUCGAGACGUUAGAUAUGCUGCAAGAGGGCGAGCUUUUCUUGGUGGUCAUGGAGUAUUGUCCCUAUGAUUUCUUCAAUCUUGUCAUGAGCAACCAAAUGACAAAGCACGAGGUCUGGUGUUACUUUAAACAAAUAUGCCGUGGUGUGGAUUAUUUGCAUUCCCAAGGGCUAGCGCAUCGCGAUCUGAAACUUGAUAACUGCGUAGUGACUGCAGACGGAAUUCUCAAAUUGAUCGACUUUGGGAGCGCUAUUAUAUUCCGGUACAACUUCAAUAGUAAACUGGAACCAGCCAAAGGCAUAGUUGGUAGUGAUCCAUAUUUGGCUCCUGAGUUGCUGACGCAGCUGUAUUAUGACCCAAGUGCGGCUGAUGUAUGGUCUAUCGCAGUCAUGUUUUACUGUAUGUCCCUGAGAAGGUUUCCGUGGAAAAAGCCAAGUGAAGAUGUCCCAUCAUUUAAACUUUUCUGUCAGAAACCUGACGAUGAAAAUGACCACAGUAAAGGGCCUUAUAGACUAUUGAAGCUGCUACCGCGUGCGACUCGGCUGUUAAUCAGCCGCAUGCUUGAGUUAGACCCAAAGAAGAGGGCAUCAAUCACUGAGAUAAUUCAGGAUCCAUGGUUCUUAUCUAUAGAGGCAUGUGAUAAGGACCUGCUGGCAGUACAUCCACCUGAUACACAUACACACCACCUGGUCACAGAGGAAGAACUGCGAAUACUGAACGCGGAACAAAAGGACAAGGUGUCGGAGAAAGAGAAGGCUUCAUGA
Messenger RNA from Eremothecium gossypii ATCC 10895, 1737 nucleotides. RefSeq names its product putative serine/threonine protein kinase RTK1 (gene RTK1). The transcript has a single exon. NCBI's taxonomy places the organism in Eukaryota, Fungi, Ascomycota, Saccharomycetes, Saccharomycetales, Saccharomycetaceae. Gene Ontology annotation, molecular function: protein serine/threonine kinase activity; ATP binding. The record is from RefSeq and is marked provisional. The coding region runs from base 1 to 1737 and encodes 578 amino acids. Gene Ontology annotation, biological process: protein phosphorylation; intracellular signal transduction.